UAAGGAAGAGACAUACAAGUACGGGCAAUUCUUGCUUGCUGGAAGUAAAUGGAGAAAAGAAGCUACAGAGAAGGAAUUCUACUACAAUGCCUUAUAAUGGUGAAUUCUUGGAAGAUUAUUUCUGGUCAGCUCCAUUAUUCUAUUCCAGAGGAAGUACGCAAAGGUACUUUUGUGGGAAAUGUUGUGAAGGAUCUGGGAAUAGAUGGGAAGCAGCCUUUUAAUCAUGGACUACGCAUUAUUUCUAAUUCAGGUACAAUUCAGUACUUUGAACUUAAUUCCAACAGUGGUCAUUUACAAACCUGUGAGAGAAUAGAUAGAGAAGAGAUCUGUGGAACAGGAAAGAAAUGCAUCUUAAAAUAUCAAAUCCUUGCUGAAAGCAAGUUAAAGCUUUAUGUCACUGAAAUAGAAAUUGUGGAUAUAAAUGAUAAUGCUCCUUCCUUUCUUUCAAUAAGAUGGGAACUGAAAAUCAGUGAAACAUCUAUUCCUGGUUCUAAAUUCUUUCUACCAGAAGCUCAAGAUCCAGAUCUGGGGGGAAAUUCUAUACAACACUAUGAACUCACUGCCAGUAACCAUUUUUCUUUGGAAGUGCAAAGCAGCCAAAAUGAUGUCAAAUCUACUAAACUGGUGUUGGAAAAAUUACUGGACAGGGAAGAGCAGUCAGUGUAUGAUUUCAUCCUUACAGCUUUUGAUGGAGGUGAACCUAUCAGGUCUGGCACACUGCAAAUUCACAUCUUUGUUCUAGAUGCAAAUGAUAAUGUACCAGUUUUCAGCCAACAAGUCUAUGAAGUAAAUGUCAAGGAGAACUUGUCCAAAGGAUCAAUAGUGGCUACAGUGAUGGCUAUUGAUAUGGAUGAAGGAAUCAAUGGAGAAGUAAAAUAUUCUUUCCAAAAAAUCACAAAAAAAGGCUCUCAAAAAUUUAUGAUAAAUUCGACUUCAGGGGAAAUUAUCCUUGUGGGGAGCCUUGAUUUUGAAACAUCAUCAACAUAUGAAUUUGAAGUGCAAGCCAUGGAUGGGGGUGGGCUGAGUGAUAGGUCCAAGGUUGUGGUUUUGGUUACAGACCUAAAUGAUAAUGCACCUGAAUUAGCUAUCACCUUUGUGAUCAACUCGGUGCCUGAGAACUCUCCCGCUGGAACUGUCAUUGCCAUUUUAAAUGCCCAAGACAGAGAUUCAGGAGACAAUGGAGAAGUUAAAUGCUCAAUUCCCAGCAACCUCCCUUUUCAGCUCAAGAAAACAAUGGAGAGUUUCUACAGUUUAGAGACAGACAAAGCCCUUGACAGGGAACAAUUGCCAACUUACUCUAUCACUGUUACAGCAGUGGAUGAUGGGGCACCACCACUCUCUACAUCUGCGGUUAUUUCACUCCAGGUGUUAGACACAAAUGACAAUCCUCCACAGUUUCUGGAAUCAAAAUAUACCUCCUACCUUCUAGAAAAUAAUCCAAAAGGUGCCUCAGCCGUUUCCCUUAAAGCAAGUGAUCCAGACUGGGAAGAAAAUGCCAGAAUAACUUACUCCAUCACUGAUAGCCAAAUGCAGGACUCACCCCUCUCUUCCUACCUCUCCAUUAAUUCUGAGACGGGGACUGUCUAUGCCCUAAGCUCCUUGGACUAUGAGGAGAUUCAAGAGAUUCAGUUCCAGGUCAAGGCUCAGGAUGGCGGAUCCCCAUCACUCAGCUCUAAUGUCUCAGUGACUCUCUUCAUCUUGGACCAGAAUGACAAUGUGCCAGAGAUCCUGUACCCCUCCCCUCCCGCUGAUGGCUCCACUGGAAUAGAGCUGGCCCCUCGCUCUUCUGAGUCAGGUUACCUGGUCACUAAAGUGGUGGCAGUAGAUGCAGAUUCUGGCCAGAAUUCCUGGCUCUCCUAUCAGCUGAUCAAAGCGACAGAACCAGGGCUCUUCACCGUGGGACUCCACACAGGUGAGAUCAGGACUGCUCGGCUUUUUCUGGAGAAAGAUGCCCUGAAGCAAAUCCUGGUGGUUUUAGUGAAAGACAACGGCCAACCACCUCUCUCUGCCUCAGUCACUCUCACAGUUGUUCUGGCUGACAGCAUCCCUGAAAUUCUCUCAGAUCUGAGCAACAUCUCAACUCCUGUAGAUCCUCAGUCAGACCUCACAUUUUAUCUGGUGAUUGGUGUGGCGUUUGUCUCCUGCUUGUUUUUUACAUUCCUCCUUGUCUUAUUGGCCAUCAGGUUGUACAGGUGGAAGAAUUCAAAAUUGUUAGAGUCAGAAAGUGUACAUUUUAGUGGUGUGCCAGUGUCGCAAUUUGUUGGGAUGGAUGGAGUCCGAGCCUUUCUUCAGUCUUACUGCCACACUAUUUCACUCACCAGAGAUUCUAGAAAAAGCCACUGCAAUUUUCAUGAGGAAAACUGUUCAAAUACUCUGACCAAUCAACCUCUAACCUGUGGGGUGAGUGACCCUAUCCUAGCCUGUGGAGAUUUAAAUUUGAAGAAUGAUGAGCAAAUCUUAGUCAAGCUUACUGGAUUGCAUAAAGCACUUUUCACCGCAGGUGGGAUGGACGGCAGGAGCAAAGCUAAGAACAGAUCUGUAAAAAGGCAAGUACGUCUCCUCUUCUUAUUGUCUUUCAUCUGCCAGACUGUCUCAGAGCACCUUCGCUAUUCAAUUCCAGAGGAAAUGGGAAAGGGUUCCAUUGUGGGGAAUCUUGCCAAGGAUCUGAAACUGAGUAUUGCAGAAGUGGGAAAUCGCAACCUGCAUAUCCUUUCUUUAGGCAAAAAGCAAUACUUCUCCAUUAAUGCUGAAAAUGGGAAUCUGUAUGUAAAAGACAGGAUUGACAGAGAAGAAAUCUGUGGGGAAACUGCACUCUGCCCCAUCAGUUUUGAAGUGGUGAGUGCAAACCCCAUGGACAUAUUUUACAUAACAGUAGAGAUCCAGGAUAUUAAUGACAAUGCACCACAUUUCUUAAAUGGUGAUAUCAAGCUACAGAUAAGUGAAUCCACUUUACCAGGAGCCACAUUUCUUCUUCGACAAGCAGAAGAUCCUGAUAUUGGAAAAAAUUCUCUCCAGAAUUAUCAUCUAAGUAUUAAUAAAUAUUUCAUUUUAGCAAUUAGCAAGCAAGACUCCUUAAACAAGUAUGCAGAAUUAGUACUGGAAAAACAGUUGGAUCAUGAAAGUGAAAGUAUUGUUAGUUUAACCCUUACUGCUCUUGAUGGAGGAAACCCUGCAAAAACUGGAACAGCCAAAAUACAGAUUACAGUCAUAGAUGCUAAUGACAACCCACCCAUCUUCAGUCAAAAAAUGUACAAAAUCAGCCUCAAAGAGAAUGUGUCAAAGGGAUCUACUGUAAUACAAGUCAAAGCUACAGACAAAGAUGAUGGUUCCAAUGGCCAGAUCAACUAUUGCUUUAGCAAUAUUGCUGAUAAUGUGCAUCAAAAAUUUGAGUUAGAGCCACAUUAUGGAAUUAUAACAAUAAAGGAAGAGCUAGAUUUUGAGGAAACAGAGAAAUACACAAUGGUGAUAGAAGCAAGAGAUGGAGGUGGCUUAGUAGCUCAUUGUAACAUUGAAGUAAAUCUGGUAGAUGUGAAUGACAAUGCCCCAGAAGUGAUUCUCGCUUCCUCAUCCAGAGAAAUUCCUGAAAACUCUCCCUUGGGAACAUUGGUAGCCCUCAUCAAUAUAAAGGAUAAAGAUUCGGGGGAUAAUGGGAAGGUCAAUUGCCAUUUACAGAAUGCUUCCCCAUUCAAAAUAGUAUCAGCAGCUAAUAGCUAUUAUAAGCUGCUAACAGAUGGUUCCCUAGAUAGAGAAAGCACUCCAGCGUACAAUCUUACAAUCACAGCCACAGACGAAGGUACACCCCCUCUUUCUACACAGAAAACCAUCUCACUGGAAAUUUCAGAUAUCAAUGAUAAUGCCCCUACCUUUGAGAAAUCUUCAUACACUGUUUAUGUGGCAGAGAACAAUCCUGCUAGCUCCUCCAUCUUCAGCAUCAAAGCUGAAGACCCCGAUCUUGGUCACAACGCUAGGAUUACUUACUCCAUCAUCACUAGCAAAAUAGAGUCACUACCUCUCCCAUCUUACCUCUCCAUUAACUCAGAAAGUGGCACCCUCUAUUCUCAAAGAUCUUUUGACUAUGAGCAACUCAGGGAGUUCGAGGUACAGGUGAAGGCGGAAGAUGGAGGCUCCCCGCCCCUCAGCAGCAAUGCCACAUUGAAGUUGCUCAUCCAGGACCAAAAUGACCAAAGUCCUCAAAUUCUGUAUCCUUCUCCAGGAGCAGAGGGCUCAGCCUCCUUUGAGAUGGUGCCUCGCUCGGCAGAGAUGGGGUACCUGGUUACAAAGGUGGUGGCUGUGGAUGCCGACUCUGGGCACAAUGCCUGGCUCUCUUAUCAUCUACUGCAAGCCACUGAGCCAGGACUCUUCACAAUUGGUGCCCACACGGGUGAAAUCAGGACACUGCGGACAUUUCUGGAAAGGGAUGCUCUGAAGCAGAAGCUAGUGGUCUUAGUGAAGGAUAAUGGGCAGCCCCCGCUUUCUGCUACAGUCAGUCUCAAUCUGAUUUUUGCUGAAAACUUCCAAGAGGCCCUGCCAGAAAUAAAUAACCAAACCGUGGAUUCAGAGCAACAGUCUGAGCUCCAGUUCUAUCUAGUGCUGGCCUUAACUUUGAUCUCCUUUCUGUUCCUCUUGACUGUAACUCUAGUUAUUAUGAUGAAACUCCGACAGUCGGGGAAUCUGAAAUUUCUUCCAUGCUUUGCUCCCAUUCCCCAUUCAAGCAAUGCCAUUAUAUUCCCACCAAAUUAUGAGGAAGGGACUAUUCCUUAUUCCUAUCAGCUCUGCUUAUCAUCCGAGUCCAAGAUACAUGAAAUUACUUUUCCAACUCCCAAAGUUCAACCUGCAGAAUAUAUUUCAUGCAACCAAAAGUCUGAUGAGCUUUUGACCAGCAAAGGAAUUAAUAUCCUAAAUUCUGAAAUGGCUAAAUCUAGUUUGGACCAGGAACUGUAUAAGGGUAGCUUGGAAAUUGAAAAGAAAUGGGCUACUUCUCUGAAAACAUCAUUACUGAUUAAAUUUCACUUUAUCGCAGAAGAGAUGGAGCGAGGGCAAGGAGGGAAUGGCAGAGCAAUCCGAAGGCAAGUACUAUCGCUCUUAGUCUUGUCGGUUUCCUACCGGGCCGUCUCCGAACAGAUUCAUUAUGCCAUCCCCGAGGAGAUGUCAAAAGGUUCUAUAGUGGGGAAUCUUGCAAAGGAUCUAGGACUGAGUCUCAGAGAACUGGCAAUGCGCAAAAUGCACGCCAUCUCUGUGGACAAGGUGCAGUAUUUCACCAUCAGUGCAGGAAAUGGAAACCUCUGUGUGAAUGAGAGGAUAGAUAGGGAAGAAAUAUGUGGCCGAAUUCCACUGUGUGUUCUUAAUAUUGAAUUAGUGAUUGAAAAUCCGUUAAAUAUUUACCAUCUAAAAAUAGAGAUACAAGACAUUAAUGAUAAUUCUCCACAGUUUCUCAGUAGCAUAAUCCAGUUGGAGAUAAUUGAAAUAACACAAAUAGGCACCAGAUUCCUUCUUGGGAAUGCCAAAGAUCCAGACAUUGGCACAAACGCUUUACAGAAUUAUCAUCUUAGCACCAAUCCUUACUUUACUUUGGAUGUGAAAGAGAGUCAAGAUGGAAAUAAAUUUGCAGAUUUAGUACUCCAGAAAUCACUUGAUCGCGAGAGUGAACCAACGGUACAGCUAACACUUACUGCCCUAGAUGGCGGAAAACCCAGAAAAACUGGAACAGCCCAAAUAUGGAUCAAUGUCACCGAUGCCAAUGAUAAUCCGCCUAUAUUCACCCAAGACGUCUACACAGUCAGUCUGAGGGAAAACCUACCAGUUGGGUUCCUGGUGCUGCAACUUGUAGCUUCAGAUAAAGAUGAAGGCUCAAAUGCACAAAUCAGAUAUUAUUUCAGCAAUAUACCGCUGAGUGGCAAUAAGAAGUUCAGCCUAGAUUCAACCAGUGGAAUGAUUUCUCUUGUGGAACCAUUGGACUUUGAGGAAAGCUCAGAAUAUGUGAUGACUGUAGCAGCAAAAGAUGGAGGUGGAUCAAUGACCCAUUGUAAAGUACAAGUAAAAAUCCUUGAUGAGAAUGAUAAUGUGCCAGAAAUUAUAACUGUAUCUGUUUUUAGUCCCAUUCUGGAAGAUUCUAAAUCUGGGACAGUUACUGCUCUCAUCAAUGUACAUGACAGAGAUGCUGGUGAUAAUGGAGAGGUUACUUGCUAUUUGCAAAAUAAUUUGCCAUUCAAGAUUCUUCCAUCAUCUAAAAAUUACUAUAAGCUAAUGACAGACAGACCUCUGGACAGAGAAAAAGCAUCUCAGUAUAAUAUUACAAUCACAGCCACUGACAAAGGAACUCCUCCAUUAACCACCCACAAAACCAUCUUGUUGCAGAUCUCUGAUAUCAAUGACAAUGCUCCCGCUUUUGAAAAAACUUCCUACAGCAUCUAUGUGCCAGAGAACAAUCCUUCUGGUGCCUCCAUCUUCCAGAUUCAAGCCUUUGAUCUGGAUAUAGAUCAAAACUCACAGAUCACAUAUUCAAUCCUCACCAGCAACAUUGAAGAAUUUCCCAUCUCCUCCUAUAUCUCCAUUCACUCUGAGACCGGCAUCAUCUAUGCCCAGCGAUCCUUUGACUAUGAGCAGUUCAGGGAAUUCCAGCUGCAGGUGAAGGCCCAAGAUGGUGGGAGUCCCCCUCUUAGCAGCAACGUCACAGUCAGGGUGUUUAUCCUGGAUCGGAAUGACAACAGCCCCCAAAUCCUGUCCCCUUCAACAGAUUCCAAGGACUCUGCCCUCUUUGAGAUGGUCCCUCGUUCAGCUGAGGCAGAUUAUCUGGUAACAAAGGUGGUGGCUGUGGAUGCUGAUUCUGGACACAAUGCCUGGCUCUCCUAUCAGCUGAUUCAGGCCACAGAACCAGCCCUCUUCACUGUUGGCUCCCAUACGGGUGAGAUCAGGACAGCAAGAACCUUUUUGGAAAGAGAUGCUGUGAAACAGAGACUGGUCCUUCUGGUGAAGGAUAAUGGACAACCGACUCUCUCGGCCUCUGUCACUCUGAACCUGGUGUUUGCUGAGAACUUCCAGGAAGCCCUUCCAGAGAUGAAAAACCAGAUGAAGAGUUCAGGGGAUCAGUCGGACCUGCAGUUCUAUUUGGUGGUAGCUUUAGCUGUGAUGUCAUUUUUAUUCCUCUUGUCAGUCAUUCUGGCCGUUGCCAUCAAACUCAGGCAGUCAGGGAAUUCCAGCUUCUUACCAUGUUUUGCUCCUGUUUCCCAUUCCACAGCUGGGGUCAUAUUUCCACCCAAUUUUCAAGAUGGGACCCUGCCUUAUUCCUACCAGCUCUGCCUCUCCUCAGAAUCCAGAAAGAAUGAAUUUACCUUCCUGACACCAAACAUUCAUAUUGCAGAGAAUGUGCUUUGUGGUGAAAAAACUGAGGUGCCUCUUUCAAGCAACGGAGAAAGCAGUUUGCAUCCUGAAUUGGAAAAUAACAGGAAGCAAGCACAACCUAACACAGACUGGCGUUUUUCUCAGGCUCAGAGACCAGGAACUAGUGGAUCUCAGAAUGGAGAUGAAAAUGGAACUUGGCCAAACAAUCAAUUUGAUACUGAAAUGCUUCAGGCUAUGAUUUUAGCAUCAGCAAAUGAAGCUGCUGCCGCUGCUGCGGCUAACCCAGAUGGAAAUUCUACUCUGGGAGGAGGAGCAACAGCAGGUACCAUGGGGCUCAGCACCAGGUACGGCCCCCAGUUCACCCUUCAGCAUGUUCCUGAUUAUAGACAGAAUGUGUAUAUCCCUGGGAGCACAGCUACCCUCUCCAAUUCCGCAGGCAAACGUGAUGGAAAACCAGCAGCCUCUGGAGGGGGAAAUAAGAAGAAGUCAGGAAAGAAAGAGAAGAAGUAGGAUUCACAGGAUAACACAGCCACUUCCACGUAAAUCUAAAGGGCAGACUCUUCCAGCACUCCCCCAGUUCAUAUCCUAGGAUGGAAGAUGAAUGUGAAUUUGUGGUUAAACUUUUUUUAAAAUAUGGAACAUUGUGAAUGUACAUUGUUGUUGUCAUCUAAGUUUAUGAGUAGAUGUACUGCUGUUAUUCAUGAAGAAAAAUAUCUGAAUAAUAACAAAUACAGUGUAUACUCUUUCGAGGACAAUGUAAUAUGCAAGGGUGUCAGAUCUUUGAAACAUUUUCUUUCCUAAAGAUCUGCAUCACCAACAAAAUUUAGGAUGGGCUCUGCUCAUUGUAAAUAAUUAUUCUGAACAGAGUUUUUUUAUUUAUAUAAGUUCCUCCAUUUUUACAAUUCUCACUUUUCCAAAUUUUGAUAGAAGUUCUUGGGGGGAGGGUUAGACAUCAUUUCAGCUGGAAUCCUUGUUAUGAUAUUGAUAGGGAGUGCUUUAAUUCCUGCUUUGUUUUAAAAGAAAUGUGUAUCCUGUAUUAUUAUAAGAGAAUGAGAUUCAGCUACAUUUAUCUUUUUUACAAGUUUAACCAAUGAUGGCCAGAAAAAAAUUAAACUGAUGUUGUAAUUUCUGAGAAGCAAGGAGUGCAUUGCAAUGGGAAAAUUUUCAUGCACAGAACAUGUCAUAGAUAUAAGCAAGACAGAGAACACUGCCACUCAUGGUUGAUAUACAGUGAUCUCUAAAGAGGCAACACAUCUCAUCACAGUAUAUAUAUACUAAAUGUUUUGUAGAAAAAGUUGAAGAAAAAAGUCAUUCACUUGUGAGCAUAGUGAACUACUGCUCAUAUCUUUGCUUGACUCCUGAGGGAGAUGUCUUUGUUAACUGGAUGAGCUCUGCUGAUCUUAUAAGUAGAACAUUAAAAAUAGAAUGCUUCACAUUUUUCUGCACAUCAAACUGCAUGCAAAUCACUUCACAUUUACAGGACAGCUGACUUCACACUCAAGUUUGAAUUGGGAAAUUUAUUGCAUGACAUGAACAGCAUGUUAAUAUGCUCUCAAGUGCCCACAUCAGCACUGUCUGUGAGUUAAGGUUCACAAACAAGAUGCAUUGCCCUUCCUCAGAGAGAUUGGGAAGUUUGUGUAUUUCAUUUCUCUGUGCAGUAUAGCCAAAAACCAAUAGUUGGUUUGUUGGUCUUCACAAUUUGAUAUUAAAUAGAAAGUGGCUGAUUUGGGACAGCUAAGGGACCAGGUCCAAUUAAGGUAUACUUGAAUUAGAACUGGACAAAUUGCAAAGCCAAUCACUUGAUUCCUGAAUUUUUAUAAAUAUUAAAUAAAUGACAUUGUAUCGAUGCAAUCAAGCAAUUUGAGGCCCUUACCACUACCUCUUCUUGGAUAUGAAUAGACUUUAAAAUAUUAAAAAUACAAUUUGCGUUACUAUGUUUUGAAAUUGCUAAAUUUACUCUUUUAACUGCAUCAUUUCAUAGCCUAGUAUGGACAAGAAGUGAGGUUUCCUAACUCUGGCCCAUUCGAUAAUGUAAUGGCAUUCUGAGUCAGGUGCGAAAUUGUAAUGUUGCUUGGCAACAUUGGCUGUCUUUCUAGAUAUAUUGUAGUUUCCUGUACUAUCUCAUGAUUUUCUUUAUUGGAACAAAGGAGCCAUAAAGAAUCAGAGGAGCAUAUUUCCAACAUGGAAGGUGAACCACUAGUCCAAGAACCUUUUUUACAUUGUAAUAGCUUGCUUGAAAUAGUCAAAACAGGUCAGUCUAUGACAAGUUUCCGAAGUUGCCUCCCAAACUGAUUGGCUAUGUUGUUGUCACCGCUAAGAGCAUUUUAUGAACUAUUUGAUGCUUUCCCUGUGUCUAGAAAGUAGGACUUGUCUUCAAGACGUUUUUGUCUACAUAUGGGUUUUAUAGUGAUCCCAAACACUUCUCCAUCAACUUUUUCUUUGGUGACUGCACUAGAAACAGUUUACAUAGUGAAAUAGACAACAAACUAGUGAGAUGUUCUGUAGCAUGAGCCACAUUUAAAUAAAUGAGAGCUCAAUAGUCCUCCUGUCACACAGCUCCCAUUUAUCUCAAUGCAGUUUGUGCAGGUACACCUCUGCUGGGUUGUGCCUAAAGCUUCUUAUGUAAUCGAGUAGUUAACAUGUGACCUUUCCCAAAGUACUGUAGAUGAAUCUUAGUUAACCUUGUUUAUUUUUUCAUCUACAACUGAAAAUAGUGUAGUAGUGCGUAGUGAUGUGAGUUUUUUAUUUGUUUAAUCUCAGUAAUUGAGUAGUGAACAUCAGUAUUUUAUAUUAUUUUGGAUCUUCAUGUGUGUUUAUUGUGCUUUUAAUUGUAUGUGAAUUGAAACACACUUACUUGUCCCUCCAAUGUGUCUAAUAUUGAGUUAUACUUAUAUAUUAUAUAUAUGCUUAUAUCCUUCUUAUAUCCAUGUAACUGAUAUUGAUGUGUUAACACGCAAGUUUUAUACUCUAAUAUUUAUAUUGCUUUUUUCUUUGAGAAAAAUAAAAUCUUUUCUUCUGA
This is a messenger RNA of Ahaetulla prasina, 10357 nucleotides long. Its product is annotated as cadherin-23-like. The transcript has 7 exons. Gene Ontology annotation, cellular component: plasma membrane. NCBI's taxonomy places the organism in Eukaryota, Metazoa, Chordata, Lepidosauria, Squamata, Colubridae. The record is from RefSeq and is a predicted model, not a curated record. Gene Ontology annotation, molecular function: calcium ion binding. Gene Ontology annotation, biological process: homophilic cell-cell adhesion. Bases 49 to 7848 code for a protein of 2599 amino acids.